Molecule: messenger RNA, 1509 nt
Organism: Cannabis sativa
Lineage: Eukaryota; Viridiplantae; Streptophyta; Magnoliopsida; Rosales; Cannabaceae
Product: cysteine synthase-like
Exons: 11
Coding region: 418-1389 (323 amino acids)
Cellular component (GO): cytoplasm
Molecular function (GO): cysteine synthase activity
Source: RefSeq, a predicted model, not a curated record
UCCAUGGAGUUGUAGAUAAUUUAAAUUAAUUGGUUAGUUUUUUACUUGUUUAUGUUGAUUGGAUUAAGAAAAGAAUUGUCCCAAUGCUACAACAACGCAUAGAUUCCUGUAUACUGUAGAACAAGACAAACACAUAAAACACGACCAUCGAUUGUGAUAAAAAAAUAGACCCAAAUAUAUGUGGGACCAAGCAUAGAUAAAAAAAAAAAAAAACAAAAAACAAAAAAAACUUCCAAUCAAAGUGAAAAAAGUAUCAUUUAUCACAAAACACUAAAAAGGAAUUACUACAAGAACAUAGACUUGGGACUGUGAGCGAAAUAAUGAGUAUCACACAACACAACAAUACCCGCAGACUGCAGUGACCGGUGUUCAGCCUUAAAACAGAAAACAAUUUGUGGUUGUUUGAAAUAAAAUAACAUGGAGGGCAAGUUCAGAAUCAAAAAAGAUGUUACUGAAUUGAUUGGUAAUACGCCAAUGGUUUAUCUCAACAAUGUUGUGGAUGGCUGUGUAGCCAGAAUUGCUGCCAAGCUAGAAAUGAUGGAGCCUUGCUCUAGUAUUAAAGACAGAAUUGCCCACAGCAUGAUUCAAGAUGCAGAGGAGAAAGGUCUAAUCACACCAGGAAAGACUGUCCUCAUUGAGCCUACAAGUGGCAAUACUGGUAUUGGAUUAGCAUUCAUAGCAGCACUUAAGGGUUACAAGCUUAAACUUACCAUGCCAGCUUCAAUGAGUCUUGAAAGAAAAAUUAUACUUCGAGCUUUUGGAGCUGAGGUGUAUCUUACAGAUCCUGCAAAGGCCUUUAAAGGGGGUCUAGAUAAGGCUUUGGAGUUGCUAAAGAACACACCAAACGGUUAUAUGCUUCAGCAAUUUGAAAAUCCUGCUAAUCCUAAGAUUCAUUAUGAAACAACUGGCCCAGAAAUAUGGAGGGACUCGGGAGGAAAAGUUGAUGCAUUGGUUUCAGGGAUAGGGACUGGAGGUACAGUAACUGGAGCAGGGAAGUUCCUUAAGGAGCAAAACUCAGAGAUCAAGAUUUAUGGGGUAGAGCCUGUAGAAAGUGCAGUCUUGUCUGGUGGAUUGCCUGGAAAACAUCUGAUCCAAGGACUGGGUGCUGGUAUAAUUCCAGAUAUUCUAGAUGUUAGCCUGCUACAUGAAAUUUUCCAAAUAUCCAGCGAGGAAGCGAUUGAGAUGGCCAAGCUGCUUGCCUUGAAAGAAGGCUUACUGGUAGGAAUUUCAUCUGGUGCUGCAGCUGCUGCUGCCAUUAAGCUUGCGAAAAGGCCAGAAAAUGCUGGAAAGCUCAUUGUGGUUGUCUUCCCUAGUUUUGGAGAACGUUACCUUUCUACUGCCCUAUUUGACUCCAUCAGGCAUGAGGCAGAAAACAUGACUUUUGAUUGAAGUUUAUUUUUUUUUUUCGUUAGGACUUUGACUGAAGAUUUUAAAUACAGUUGUUUGAAGAUAGUUAUUUUGUAAGAUUUAAUGGUUAAAUUCAUAAUAGCAAUCCCAUCAAGUUGACUA